This is a messenger RNA of Colletotrichum navitas, 750 nucleotides long. RefSeq lists its product as uncharacterized. The record is from RefSeq and is a predicted model, not a curated record. Bases 202 to 612 code for a protein of 136 amino acids. Lineage: Eukaryota; Fungi; Ascomycota; Sordariomycetes; Glomerellales; Glomerellaceae. The transcript has 2 exons.
UCUAUCGCCCUUUCCGCUUGAUUAUCUCGUUAUUAUUACCCUUCUGUCCAUCACAGCACAUUAAAACCCACAGUUCCAAUUCCAAGCUUCGAGUCUUACCUUGCCCUCACCACUCCUUUUCCAAACAGUCGGCGCCCAUUCAUUCUCUCGCCUUACACUCAUACAGUCUUUCUAUUCCUGCCUCGAGCUCUGCCAUCAACAAUGAAGUUCCACCUCACCGCCCUCCUCAUUGUGGCCGUCAGCGUCCUCACCUCGGCGAAACCCCACAAGGCGCCCCUUCUCGGCCCCUCGGGCCCCCCGCUUGGCAGCACCGCCCGCUGCUCGCUUGAACGCUGGCCUGCCGCGGGCCCGAUUACUGUCACCAACAGCUACAUCGUCCACGCCGUCGUCGACGAGAACGUCGCCCGCAUUUGCUCCCGCCUCUGGCACAAUCUCAGCCGCUUCGCCUCGUGCGGCGCCAUCACGAAGCCGUGGUGCGAUGACCACAGCCGAGACGACAGGGUGAAGGUCCUCAACUGGGGCUUCACACUCACGUCGCUUUGCGACGAGGGCGCCAUCUCAUCGGCCUGGUUCGAGGCGACCAGGAAUCGGUACGGCAAGAUCAAAUGCUGAGGCCCAGCAGUUUAACAAUCGUCAGCAUUGAUCGCGAUUGCCCAGAACACACAGUUUUGUUGUCGUAACGGGUGCCUGAACUGUAUUACAGGGGAAGAAUAUAUUGUCUAUAGUGCUAGAGAAUUGGUGACGGGGGAG